Messenger RNA from Paramuricea clavata, 684 nucleotides. NCBI's taxonomy places the organism in Eukaryota, Metazoa, Cnidaria, Anthozoa, Malacalcyonacea, Plexauridae. The record is from the annotation of a GenBank genome assembly.
AUGUUUUCAACCCUGUUUGAAAGUGAAAAAAUACCAGAUGAACUGUUGAUGGAAUCAUUUUUAGGGUACGUGUCCAAAGAUGAGCGAGAGCUAAUCAAUACAGCUAUAAAAGAUGAUGAUUUAAAUGACAGCCAGGAAAAAGAGUGGCUUGAUUUUCUGGAAAGGUUUGACUGCAGAACAAUCCCUAAAAAAGAGGAUCGUCAAACAAUAAUCCUAGAAUUCGCACAUAAAGAAAUGGUCCAGAUUGCGCAGUUUAUCAUUGAUAGUUGGAGAAAGCCAUUUAAAGAAAAUCUUGCGAAUCGCGAUGCAUUUUCUUCGAUGGAGUCUUUGGAGGAGAUUUACCAAAAUGCAAGACCAAGAGUGAAAAGAGUUUUAAAGCUAAUACGUUCUGAACCGACAAGUAAUUCGCAGCGCGCUGUACUUUCGGUUUUGAAGCGGUACAUACGAGGGCUUGAUGACGAAAAGCUAACAAUGUUCCUGCGUUAUUGCACUGCCUCGACAAUGAUUUGCGUUGAAUCAAUAAAAGUAGUAUUUACUGACCUUGAUGGUGCAGCAAGACGUCCUAUCGCCCACACCUGCGGAUCAGUUCUGAAACUCCCAACUACGUAUCAAUCUUUUCCGCAGUUCCGGCAAGAAAUGAACAACAUAUUCAGCAGUCAAUACUGGGACAUAGAUAUCGCAUAA